AUGUCGGGAGAUAAUGAAAUGUCGGUUUUCGGGCCAGCUGCCCCCUUCCUAAGGAAACCAGAAAAAGAAAGAUUGGAGGCUCAGAACAAACCAUUUGAUGCCAAGAACACUUGCUUUGUGGACGAUCCCAAAGAGCUGUAUGUGAAAGGUCUGAUCACCGCCCGAGAAGGUGGUAAAGUGACUGUGAAGACCGACGAUGGAACGACCUUGACUGUUAAAGACAGCCAGGUUUACCCUCAGAACCCUCCCAAGUAUGAUAAAAUUGAAGACAUGGCGAUGAUGACCCAUCUAAAUGAGGCGUCUGUUCUGUAUAACCUCAAAGAGCGUUAUGCAGCCUGGAUGAUCUAUACCUACUCCGGCCUUUUCUGCGCCACUGUAAAUCCCUACAAGUGGCUGCCGGUGUAUAACCCUGAAGUGGUUGAGGGCUACAGAGGAAAAAAGCGUCAAGAAGCCCCACCACACAUCUUCUCCAUCUCGGAUAACGCCUAUCAGUUCAUGUUAAUAGACCGUGAUAACCAGUCUAUCCUGAUUACCGGAGAAUCUGGUGCUGGAAAGACUGUGAACACCAAGCGUGUCAUCCAAUACUUUGCAACAAUUGCAGCUGUUGGGGAUUCAGGAAAGAAAAAGGAGUCAAGCAACAACAUGCAGGGAACACUGGAAGAUCAAAUCAUCCAGGCUAAUCCUCUGCUGGAAGCCUUCGGUAAUGCCAAAACUGUGAGAAAUGACAACUCCUCUCGUUUUGGUAAAUUCAUCAGAAUUCACUUUGGAACUACAGGAAAACUGUCUUCCGCUGAUAUUGAGACGUACCUACUGGAAAAGUCCAGAGUUACAUUCCAGCUUUCAGCUGAAAGGAGCUACCACAUCUUCUACCAGAUGCUGACAAACAAGAAGCCGGGACUGAUCGAAAUGCUUCUCCUUACUACAAAUCCAUUUGACUACCCCUUUUGCAGCCAAGGUGAGGUUACUGUGAAGAGUAUUGAUGAUGAAGAGGAGCUGAUGGCCACAGACACUGCCAUUGACAUCCUGGGGUUCUCACCAGAUGAAAAGGUUGGUAUCUACAAGAUGACUGGAACAGUCAUGCACCAUGGGAACUUGAAAUUCAAGCAAAAACAAAGAGAGGAGCAGGCUGAGCCUGAUGGCACUGAAGUUGCUGAUAAAAUUGGCUACUUGAUGGGUCUGAACUCUGCGGAUCUUCUAAAGUCUUUGUGCUACCCAAGAGUCAAAGUCGGCAAUGAAUAUGUCACCAAAGGACAAACCGUUCAACAGGUUUACAAUGCUAUUGGUGCUCUCAGCAAGUCUGUUUAUGAGAAACUGUUUUUGUGGAUGGUCACCCGUAUCAACCAGCAGCUGGACACUAAGCUGCCUAGACAGCACUUUAUUGGUGUCCUGGAUAUUGCUGGAUUUGAGAUAUUUGAUUACAACAGUCUUGAGCAGCUCUGCAUUAACUUCACCAAUGAGAAGCUGCAGCAGUUCUUCAAUCAUCACAUGUUUGUCCUGGAACAAGAAGAAUACAAGAAGGAAGGAAUCGAUUGGGAAUUCAUUGAUUUUGGUAUGGAUCUGGCUGCUUGCAUUGAGCUCAUUGAGAAGCCAAUGGGAAUCUUCUCAAUUCUGGAGGAAGAGUGUAUGUUCCCUAAGGCUUCUGACGCUUCCUUUAAGAACAAGCUCUAUGACCAGCACCUUGGCAAGUGCAAGAACUUUGAGAAGCCCAAACCUGGUAAAGGGAAGGCAGAAGCUCACUUCUCCUUGGUGCAUUAUGCUGGGACUGUGGAUUAUAAUGUCACUGGCUGGCUGGAGAAGAACAAGGACCCACUGAAUGAAACCGUUGUUGGCCUCUACCAGAAAUCUUCAGUGAAACUUCUAUCCUUCCUCUACUCCAGCUAUUCCGCAACUGAUGCUGCUGAAGCCAGUGGUGGAAAAGGAAAGAAAAAGAAGGGAUCGUCUUUCCAGACUGUCUCUGCACUGUUCAGAGAAAAUCUCAACAAGCUUAUGACUAACCUAAAAAGCACUCACCCUCACUUUGUGCGUUGUCUGAUUCCUAAUGAGACCAAAACUCCAGGUAUCAUGGAUAAUCAUCUGAUCAUUCAUCAGUUGAGAUGUAACGGUGUGCUGGAGGGAAUCAGAAUCUGCAGGAAGGGAUUCCCCAGCAGGAUCCUUUAUGCUGACUUUAAACAGCGUUACAGAGUCCUCAAUGCCAGUGCAAUCCCAGAAGGGCAAUUUAUUGACAGCAAAAAGGCCUCUGAGAAACUCCUUGGCUCUAUUGAUGUGGAUCAUACCCAGUACAGAUUUGGACACACUAAGGUUUUCUUCAAAGCCGGUCUCCUGGGUACUCUGGAAGAAAUGAGGGAUGAAAGGUUGACACACCUUAUCACUCGUACUCAGGCUUUGUGUAGAGGAUUCCUGAUGAGAGUUGAAUUCAAGAAAAUGAUUGAGAGAAGGGAUUCAUUGUUUGUCAUCCAGUACAAUAUUCGUUCAUUUAUGAAUGUUAAGCACUGGCCAUGGAUGAAGCUGUACUUUAAGAUCAAACCUCUUCUGAGGAGCGCUGAGACUGAAAAGGAGAUGUCCAACAUGAAGGAAGAGUUUGAGAAGACCAAGGAAGCCCUUGCUAAGGCAGAAGCAAGGAGGAAAGAACUUGAAGAAAAAAUGGUUACUAUAGUGCAAGAAAAGAAUGAAUUACUGUUGCAAGUCCAAUCCGAAGGGGAAAGUUUGUGUGAUGCAGAAGAGAGAUGUGAAGGACUCAUAAAAAACAAAAUCAAUCUGGAAGCCAAAAUCAAGGAACUUUCAGAAAGACUUGAAGACGAGGAGGAAAGUAAUGCAGAACUGACGGCCAAGAAGAGGAAACUGGAAGAUGAGUGCUCGGAGCUGAAGAAAGACAUUGAUGACUUGGAGCUUACAUUGGCCAAAGUUGAGAAGGAGAAGCAUGCUACUGAAAACAAGGUUAAAAACCUUACUGAAGAGUUGUCAGCAUUGGAUGAGAGCAUUUCCAAGGUUACCAAAGAGAAGAAAGCUCUUCAGGAGGCUCACCAGCAAACUCUGGAUGACCUGCAGGCUGAGGAGGACAAAGUCAGCACUCUGACCAAAGCCAAAAUUAAACUGGAACAACAAGUAGAUGAUCUGGAAGGAUCAUUGGAACAAGAGAAGAAACUUCGUCUUGACUUUGAAAGAGCCAAGAGGAAGCUUGAAGGAGACUUAAAGCUGUCUCAAGAAACAGUGAUGGAUUCUGAAAAUGAAAAACAACAAGCUGAAGAAAGGCUUAAGAAGAAGGACUUUGAGAACAGCCAAUUGCAAGGAAGGGUUGAAGAUGAGCAGUCCCUGGGAUCUCAGCUGCAGAAAAAGAUCAAGGAGCUGCAGGCUCGUAUUGAAGAAGUGGAAGAAGAGAUCGAAGCUGAGCGUGCUGCUCGUGCCAAGGUUGAAAAACAAAGGUCCGACCUCUCUAGAGAACUUGAGGAGAUCAGUGAAAGGUUUGAAGAAGCUGGAGGAGCAACCUCAGCUCAGAUUGAGUUGAACAAGAAGCGUGAGGCAGAGUUCCAGAAGGUGAGACGUGACCUGGAAGAGUCCACACUUCAGCAUGAAGCCACCGCCGCUGCCCUGCGUAAGAAGCAUGCCGACAGUGCUGCUGAACUUGGGGAACAAAUUGAUAAUCUCCAGAGAGUUAAACAGAAGCUGGAGAAAGAGAAGAGCGAGCUUAAAAUGGAAGUUGAUGACCUUGCCAGCAACCUGGAGAAUGUCUCUAAAUCUAAGACCAACCUUGAGAAACUGAGCCAUGUUCUAGAGGAUCAGCUCAGUGAAAUUAAGGUGAAAGAUGAUGAACAACAGCGUCUUAUUAAUGACCUCACAGCUCAAAGAGCACGUUUCCAGACAGAAAAUGGUGAACUAUCCCGUCAACUAGAGGAAAAAGAAUCUCUGAUUUCUCAUCUCACGAAAGGAAAACAAGGAUUCACACAGCAGAUGGAAGAACUGAAGAGGCAGCUGGAGGAGGAAACCAAGGCAAAGAGCGCUCUGGCUCAUGCUCUGCAGUCAUCUCGCCAUGACUGUGACCUCCUCCGUGAACAAUAUGAGGAGGAACAAGAGGCUAAAGCUGAGCUGCAAAGAUCUAUGUCCAAAGCCAAUGGUGAAGUGGCCCAAUGGAGAACGAAAUAUGAAACUGAUGCCAUUCAGCGCACAGAGGAACUGGAAGAGGCCAAGAAGAAGCUUGCACAGCGUCUUCAGGAAGCUGAGGAGCAAGUAGAGGCUGUAAACUCCAAAUGUGCCUCCCUGGAAAAGACCAAACAGAGGCUGCAUGCUGAAAUUGAGGACCUUAUGGUUGAUGUUGAGAGGGCAAAUAGCGCAGCUUCUGCACUUGAUAAGAAACAGAGGAACUUUGAGAAGGUCCUUGUUGAAUGGAAACAGAAGUAUGAAGAGGGUCAGGCUGAGUUGGAAUCAUCUCUGAAAGAAGCCCGAAGUCUGAGCACAGAGAUCUUUAAGCUGAAAAAUGCCUAUGAGGAAGCUUUAGAACAAGUUGAGACCUUGAAACGUGAAAACAAGAACUUGCAGCAGGAGAUAUCAGAUCUGACUGAACAGAUUGGUGAAUCCAGCAAGUCCAUCAAUGAGUUAGAGAAAUCCAGAAAGCAAGUGGAACAGGAGAAGGGAGAUCUGCAAGCUGCACUGGAAGAGGCUGAGGGAACUCUGGAACAUGGAGAAACAAAGGUCCUCCGCAUCCAGCUUGAGCUGAACCAGGUGAAAUCUGAGGUAGACAGGAAAAUUGCAGAGAAAGAUGAAGAAAUUGAACAGUACAAGAGAAACAGCCAGAGAAUUAUUGACACCAUGCAGAGCACAUUAGAUGCAGAGAUCAGGAGCAGAAACGAUGCUCUGAGACUGAAGAAGAAGAUGGAAGGAGACCUGAAUGAGAUGGAAAUUCAGCUGAGCCAUGCCAAUCGGCAGUCAGCCGAGGCACAGAAACAGCUCAGAAAUGUGCAAGCACAACUGAAGGAUGCCCAGCUUCAGCUUGAUGAUGCUCUCAGAAGCCAGGAAGACCUAAAAGAACAAGUGGCAGCUGUGGAACGUAGGAAUAACCUGCAACAGGCUGAGAUUGAGGAGAUUCGUUCUGCUCUAGAGCAAACAGAAAGGUCCCGUAGGGUGGCAGAGCAGGAACUUCUGGAUGCAAGUGAACGCCUUCAGCUUUUUAAUUCUCAGAAUGCAAGCCUUAUCAACACCAAGAAGAAGUUAGAAAGUGAUGUCAGUCAACUACAGAAUGAAGUUGAGGAAGCAGUCCAAGAAGCCCGAAAUGCGGAAGAAAGAGCCAAGAAGGCAAUUACUGAUGCUGCAAUAAUGGCAGAGGAGCUGAAGAAGGAGCAAGACACUAGUACCCACUUAGAGAGAAUGAAGAAGAAUCUUGACCAGACAGUGAAGGAUCUUCAGCAUCGACUGGAUGAAGCCGAACAGCUGGCACUGAAAGGCGGCAAGAAACAGAUCCAGAAACUUGAGGCCAGGGUCCGUGAAUUAGAAAAUGAGCUGGACAAUGAACAGAAGCGUGGUACUGAAGCCAUGAAGGGAGUCCGCAAAUAUGAAAGAAGAGUUAAGGAGCUUACUUACCAGACUGAAGAGGACAAGAAAAAUAUUUUGAGACUUCAGGAUCUGGUAGACAAGUUGCAGCUGAAGGUCAAGGCUUACAAGAGACAGACUGAGGAAUCUGAGGAACAGGCCAAUGUCCAUCUCUCCCGCUUCAGAAAGGUCCAGCAUGAGUUGACAGAAGCUGGAGAAAGAGCUGAUAUUGCUGAGUCCCAAGUGAACAAACUCAGGACAAAGAGUCGCGAACUUGGUGGCAAGAAAGAUGGUGAAAUAUAAAGACCGCUCAACAGGAGAAGAUUGGGAAAUUGCAAAAUGUAAAUUUCUUUUCUCUUCACAAUUAAUUUGCCUUUAUCAAUAAAGCAUUUCAU
Messenger RNA from Hyla sarda, 5912 nucleotides. RefSeq names its product myosin-4-like. The record is from RefSeq and is a predicted model, not a curated record. The coding region runs from base 1 to 5820 and encodes 1939 amino acids. Lineage: Eukaryota; Metazoa; Chordata; Amphibia; Anura; Hylidae. Gene Ontology annotation, cellular component: myosin complex. The transcript has 39 exons. Gene Ontology annotation, molecular function: cytoskeletal motor activity; ATP binding; actin filament binding.